UAUUUAUUUAGAAAUUUUUCUAAAAUAGGUAAACGUUAUAGCCAAUAAAACUUAAAAGAAUCAGUUCACAAUGGAGUCAGAAGAAAUAAAUUCUUUACAAAGUGGUUUGGAAGAAUCUAAACCUCUAAAUGCCAACAUGAUGAUUAUAGAUUCUUCGACUAUCAAGCAAGCAGUCUCUCAAGUCGAUAUAAAUUUGGAAAAUGCAAUAGAGAGAAAUUGCAUGGUGGAAACUACCGACGGCUCGCUUCCGAUAACGUUAGUCGUUUCCGAAUCUCCUAUUUUAGAACAUAUUAAUGAAAAUGUAAAUUUAGGAGAUAGUUCUCAAGAAGGAUCGGUUAUUUCGGCAGUCAACAUGCAAGAUGGCGAAUCUACUGCCCAGUUUUUUAUCGAACAUAUUGCAGCAGAUGGUUCUCAAUUGCAAACAUCAGAAAGUGAAACAAUCCAGAUUGGCGUCAAUACUACAGCAAAUAACAAUGAGGAUGGCGUACCAAUCCUUUUACAUAUGACAGAAGAUACAAACGAGGACCAUCAAACAAAUCUGCAUAUUUCUGAAGCUGAUGGCAGCGAAAGCAUUUCGGUAACAACUAAUGCAGAUGCGGGGGAUAUGCCAGCUACGAUGUACACAAUACAUCUAACUGAAGAUCCACCUCCAGACGGCAUCGUCUCCGACGAGCAAGGAACUUUAACUGCUUCCAAUUCGGAUUUAGCAGUUGGCGAUUCGUCUUUGGUUCAUCUGGAAAACGUAUCGCUGACGGAAGAAACCAAUCUUCAUUUUCUCGCCACAAGUACUAGAUUAGAAGAUUUUAUGGAUGUUGUAACAACGUAUAAAUGUAAAUUUUGUAGAUUUUGUUGUGCUUGGAAGUCCGGUUUAAUGUCUCAUAUUAGAAGUUGCCAUUUAGAUGCUAGUCAAAAUAUCGCAUCUACCAUUCAAGAAAGCAAUUCUUUGCAACAAAUAACAAAUAUAGAAUCUAAAGAUAAAAACGAAGCCAGAACAAAUGCAUUUAUUGAAGAAAAUAAAACUGAAGUACCAAAAGAGUUCGAUGGCGAGACCGAAAAUGCAUCGUCUUCGAGUCAAUUGAAUUCUGAUUCUAAGUUAGACAUGGAAUGUAGCAACGAUAUUAGCGAUUCUGGUACGUCUCAAGUAACCGCAGCUUUUCCCGUUCAAGAGCAGCAUAUAUACCUGUGUGGUCAGUGCAGUCGAGGUUUUGUUUCGUUGGAAGGAUGUCGAAAACACAUUAAUAAAGAUCACAAUUUAAAGUUGCCUGCUAAUAAUAAAUCUACUGGCAUGAAACGCAGAGGAAGACCCCGAACUAAACUGUUGUUAAACAACUCUACGUCUUUCCUUCAAGAUGAAAAUGAAGACGAUGACGAAGAGGACGAAGACGAAACAUUAGGAAACGAGAUGGAUGGCAAUAAUUAUAUAGAAAACGGGCAAGAUGAAUCCGACGAAAGGAUGGAAAGCUCCGGAAAAAGAAGAGUCCGUCCGCCUCGGGCUUUAGAAGAAGACUAUUAUUUCGGUCAGAAGAAAAGGCGGGUUCGAAAGAAGAGCACAAAAGAUAGAACUUAUAGAUGUAAUGAGAAAGGAUGCGGAUAUAGUUUUACCUCUGAAGCUAAUCUGCAAUAUCACGGUAGAAGUCACGUGUCUGAUGAUAAGCCGUUUUGUUGUCCUGAAUGCGACGAGAAAGCUGAUCAUUGGCGUGGUUUAGCCAUGCAUCUUUGGAAGAUUCACAGUAUUGAUAUGGAUUUGCACACUUGUCCCAUUUGCGGCUAUAAAACGUACAGUCUCUUUAAACUGGAUAAUCAUAAAAGAAUACACAGUGAAGAUAGAGAAUUCAUAUGCACUACCUGUGGAAAAGGUUUCAAACAAUUGAGUCAAUUACGUAACCACAAUGUAAUUCAUUUGGACAGAAAAAAUAUGCCAGAAAAGCGAUGGUACAGCGAGCAAGAAUGUGACAUUUGCCAUCGGACGUUUUCAGAUUCUAAAUGUUUAAGGAAACACCAACAGGCCGUUCACAAUAAAUUAAAACCUUAUUCAUGCACAUAUUGUGGGCAUAUGAGUGCCAGGAAGGCCAUGUUACAGUUGCACAUGCGCCAGCAUACAGGUGAGAAACCUUUUAUGUGCGAACAUUGUGAGUACAGAACGGGAGACCAUAAUUCGUUGCGUCGUCAUCGCAUGAGGCAUACCGGUACUAAGCCGUACAAAUGUCCUCACUGCCCCUAUGCAUGCAUCCAGGCAAUAUCUUAUAAAAUGCACUUGAAAAAUAAACAUCCAGGAAUGGAAGGUUUGUAUGCCUGUGCGCUGUGUACUUUCCGAUCGGUAAGUAAAGACAAUUACAUUAACCAUAUGUCAGACCAUAAACGAGGAGCAAUUCCCACAACAUCUACAUCCAGUUUCCAUUUGAGUACCACAACUGGUAAUCAGCAUUCGGUUCUGAUGGACGAAGAUAGUAAUGGACAACAAGAGAUUCAAGAACCGGCUCAGUUGCACGUUACCGAAGGAACAUUACAGCAGUUAGAAGGAAUUUUACCAGGAAAUUUUAGUGCUGCACAACUUAUCUAUAGUUGUCUCAGUGCUCUUAAUCACGAGGGUGGUACCGUCAACUUGCCGGCAGGUGUGACCUCCACCACUACUGCAGGUGAUGGCACGCAGACUAUAACCAUUCAACUUCCUGCUCCGACUACUCAGGAAAUGGCAGAACACGAACAAUUUUAUCUGACCAUUCAACAACAGGACGGUUCUAAUCCUACCACCAUCAUCUCACCCAGUGUUGAGGUAGGAAACGUGCAGACUGUUGACGACUCUUCCGAGAAAAUUUUGCAGCCCAUAACUAUUUCGGAAGAAAAACACGCUCUAGAUUUUGUGGAGGCGAGUGAUUCGACACCGCCCACCAUUGUCUCUCUACCCGCUCAGUCAGAAUCAACUUCGAGUUUGCUGCAAGAAGUCUAAUCUGUAUUUAAUCAAAUGUUCAGUCUGAUUGUCUGCAUUGUACAGAAAGAUUUAGUAUUUACAUUAAAGACAAUUCUUUGUUUCUGUUCAUAUGAAA
This is a messenger RNA of Centruroides sculpturatus (bark scorpion), 3044 nucleotides long. Its product is annotated as zinc finger protein 62 homolog. Lineage: Eukaryota; Metazoa; Arthropoda; Arachnida; Scorpiones; Buthidae. The record is from RefSeq and is a predicted model, not a curated record. Gene Ontology annotation, molecular function: RNA polymerase II cis-regulatory region sequence-specific DNA binding; DNA-binding transcription factor activity, RNA polymerase II-specific. Bases 71 to 2947 code for a protein of 958 amino acids. Gene Ontology annotation, biological process: regulation of DNA-templated transcription. The transcript is spliced from 8 exons.